UACCACAGCUUGCCUCACUGCAUCUGUACAGUGACUGAGGAGGUAACCCUAGUUAGGAGUGCGUGGCUCUAUGUUUCAGGAAACAUCCCUCCUCCUGAAAGAACGGCAUUCAUGGACAGUUUCCCACCUACAGUGUUAGAAUCUGAAGACUCGGAUGUUGAGGAGGGUCCAGAUGUGGUCCGACAUAAGACCAAGAUUAUUUACCAGAAUGCUUUUCCAUAUAUUCACAUGGAACCACCUGAUGUGCUGUAUGAGCGGUGGGCUAAGGUAAAGCUGGAAACGAGGCAGGCUCUCGGACACAUGCUACACAUCUCUGCGUUCUGGUGGCACAUUCUGUUUCGGCAGCAGGAGAAUCACAGCACUACUGCCUGGGCGGUGGACAUGGGCUUCUUGGACUCCAAUGUUUCAAACGAUUUGAGCUUAAAAAGGCUGCACAGAAUUGAAGUCCUGGAGCUCAUCCUUAACACAAUAGAAAGAUGUCUUGCAGAUGCAGAAGCUGAGAGGAAAGCAAGGGAGCUGGUAUUAUUUAGCACCUCUUUUAAACUGCAAGAGGAUUGUCUUGUGGAUGCAGUGAAGUGGCUUGAGGAGUUUGGACCACCUGGCUUUAGCAGGAAACUUCUGGAUCUUGGCGCAAAGUCAAUACGCUAUCAUGUUCUGCAGUUCAUCUUCAUUGAGUAUGCUCGUUACGUUCAGGUGGUGUCAUGCAGCAAAAAGAAGAUGAUAAGAGAGCUGUCAGUAGAGCCAGAGCCGUGGAGUUUACAGAAAAGUGAAGAAAUGAAGAACAAAGGGAAUGAACAGUUCCAAAAGAAAAAAUAUGAUCUAGCAGUGAAGUGGUACACAAAGGCUAUUAAAUACCAUACCAACAACCACCUUCUGUAUGGUAACAGAUCUCUCUGCUUUCUUCGAUGUGAAAAAUAUCUGAAAGCGAUGGGUGAUGGCAAGAGAGCUAUUAUUCUGAAAAGAGACUGGGCAAAGGGCCAUUAUCGCUUCUGUGAUGCUUUAUUCUUUCUGGGAGCUAAAGAAAAAGCAUUGGAAGCCAAUAUGUUAGCUCAGAACUUUUGCAGUGCUGAUCCAGAAGGAAUGAGAGACCUCCACCAGCAGUACAGCCGCUUUGUGACGGAGCCUUAUGAAGUAAAAGCUGAAGGAAAACCAAAGAAAACGGAGACAAAGAAAGGAUUCAGUAAAAGACAUGAAGGGGCAUGUGGACUCGAUUCGUCAGUCCAACACGUAAAUCCUCAGAAAGACGCUGAGGUAGCGCUUGGAUCUUGUACUGAGGAGAACAAGAAAGCAGAAGAAAGGAUGGAGCAGCAGGAACCCUCAGGGAAACCCAGAAACACCGAGGAGAACUUAGAAGCCCCAAACGACGUGAAAAGCGAAAUGGGAGAUCGAAAGACCAAGACUUCAACUCCAGUAAAACAGGCUGUCAGGAGUAAACACCCACCUGCGCAGGAAAAGCCUCAGCACAGCAGCAGUGGACCAGGCAGUAAGGAGCAGUUCUGUGCAGCAGUGCUGGACGCUCAUACAGCACUCGCUGACCAGCGUUGUCGCAAUGCAGAGCAAGCGUUCUCUCUGUCCCUCAGCAUUCUGGACUCAACUGGGACCAAGGACCUUGGCAUAACUGAGCUGGACAAAUCCCUGCUGCUCUAUGGCUAUGCUAUGGCUCUGGUGGAAAUUGGCCAACCAGAGGAAUUGGCAGAAGCUCAGAGGCAGUUUGCUAAAUUAAGCUCAUCAGAGGACAGAAAAUUUCAGUGUUUGGUUCACUUCGGAAUUGGAAAGGUUUUUCUUAAGGAGAACAGAUUUUCCAAAGCCUUAGAAGAAUUUUCGAAUGCUCUUUUGAUGGUGCAAAGGCAGAUCACACCUGGAAAACUCACCUGGCCCACCACUAAAGUAACGGUUGAAGAGACCAGACCGGAGUAUUUAAAGGAACAGCUUAUGAGUUUUAUUGAACUGUGUAAAUUUGCACCUAAGCCAGAUGCGAUUUGCCGACAUCAACAUUGUCUGGGUCAUGCCGUUGAGAUCUACUUCACUGACCCGGACUUUAAGGGUUUCAUUCAAAUUUCAUGCUGUCAGAGCUGCAAGGUGGAGUUUCAUAUCAGUUGCUGGAAAAAACUCAAAGCUGCUUCAUUCGCUGAUAAGAACGAUAAGGACUUUCUUCAGGAUUUGUGUUUUACUCCUGACUGUACUGGUAGAAUCUGUCACAUUGUAAUAUUUGGCUCAACUGGACUUAUUAAGUGUAAGUUUGAAUCGUCUAUUCCUAAAAGCAAAACUCCUGGAAGAUCGAGAGUGAAACAGAAAUGUACAAGUCUUAAGAAGUUGAAAUCUAAAGAGGAUCGAAAGCUGAAGAGGAAACAACAGAGAGCAGCUGCAUCUGUCAGCAAGGAUGAGAUGAACAGCGUAUCGUCCGAGGAGGGAAAAGACCAUAGAGAAACACAGAAAGCAUUGCCGAAGGAUUACACUAUAUACAGAGAUCGUGUUUUACAUCAAAUUUAUGAAAGCAGAGAACUUUUUAACGAUGAAAUACACAAUAUUUCUACCAUGUUGGUGAACCUGAGGCCGUGGAUGGAGCUGGAUGAGGCUAACGGUCAUGAAAGCAUCUUAAAGAACCGUACUGCGCCUAAAGUUUUGAGGGAGCUGGUGGAUCUGCUGUUGGAGAGAAACAACCGUGUCUGGGUCCGACUUUUCGUUCAAAAUCUCAGUGACUGCCUAAACAUCAAACCCAAACUUCACGACUGGGCUCAGCAGCUUGACAGAGCCGGUCUAAAAGCUGCAGAGAAGUUUAUUGAUUGCUACGGUGAUCGUCUGGAUGAGCUGGAUCUAUCUUCUCUACUCACAUUCUCUCCACUACAAGAUGUCCUGAUUGAAAAGUUUGGAACCAUACCAGAACUGUUUGACGGCACAGGCUUUACUGUAACGGACUACCUCAGACAGGCCCCGCCGCAGGAAAUGCGUCUGUUCAUUUGGACUCUAGAGGAGCACCGAGAGCGCUACCCUACCUGCUUCACUAUCCUUGAUGAAUAUUUUGAAAUGGAUGGUAUAUGUUUAGUGAUUAAGAAGAGAGAGAAUGAGGACCAGUUAAGUUCAGUUUAUAAGAGUAAAAACAAAAGUCGAAAAAAGAAGCAGAAAGAACCAAAGUCUGUUAUUGUUCUGUCGGGGAGGAGAAGUGGAGUCCUAAGAGAUGAAGAGGAUGAAGAUAUUUUCUCUGAAGAAGAUUCAUUGAUGCUGCUCGAUGGCACUGAUCCUUUCAGCAUUCCAGAUCGCUUGAGGGAGCGAGUAGCCGAGUUUGAGGGGCAAUAUGUUGGCUCAGGACGGCUAAACAACUAUAAGAGAUUUUUGGACAACAACCCAGACCCUACUAAAGAGACUUUAUAUGAUUACUUUGCCCAGAUUUUGGAGGAGCAUGGUCCCCUAGAGGCAUCAGACCCGCUGCUGGUGGGCGAGCUGGAGAACUUUCCCAUCGAGGCUCAGCGAAUGAUCGAGGCGGCUGGAGGGCUCGAAGGUUUUCUGCUCGAAUCUCUCCGAUUUGUUAUGACUGAAAAUCUUAUCGGACUGAUGACGCAUGCGGUGUCUUUGCAGCACACUGUUGCUGACGAUGCAGCUGGAAUCUUAGACUAUCGCCCUCAAUCUUACAACCGGGAGGAUUUGGAAUCCAGAGGAUCCUCUCAUCUCAACCCCACAGCCAAAGAGUUUAUGCCCCAGUAUGAGCAUUUUAGUCUGAGUGACAAUAAUGCAUCUUAUGAUGUUCCUCCUCUUCUUGCUGACAGAGAUUGCCUGGCUUCAGCUCUCUCUGAGCCACAUAACUCUCUUCCUGGACCUUGUCCCACGCUCCCCGAUCCACGUGCUUUUGGUUCUGAAUUAUCUCAUAAUUUUGAUUAUACGUUUUUACCACAAGAUACAAAUGUUUUUGAAAAUCUUAAAGCACGAGAAGCAGGGUAUCCUGAUUAUCGCCUCGACACACCUCUGAAGGAUCUCGCCUUGGAUAUUAACAACGUCAACCCAUACAAUGAGCAAGGAGGAGGAGAACCCCUUCCAGGGAUUAUUUCUAACGAAGCUACAAGACAUGAGACUAAAACAGUGUCAGUUCAGACUCUAGGAUAUAACAGAGAGACCAGUGACGAUGUUGCUGUUAAUACAGAACCAUAUGCUUUGUUUGAGAAGAAUAAAGGCGAUAUGACCCAGAAAGAAAAAAACUGCGUAAAAUUUGAAAAACACAUUUCGGAGAGGAAGGACACACACGAGUCUCUCCAAAAGAAAAGAAAAGAAGAAGCUUCUGAACUUCAGGCUGAAGUGGAACAAAUCCAACAAAUAAUAAAGAUCACCCACACAGAACAUGGUUUACUCCAACAAAAGCUUGAGGAGGAGGUCCGAAAAGAUCAGCAGGAGAAGAGAGACAACCAAGAGACGCUAAAAGCAUUGAAGGGGGAAAUCAAAGAGUUGGAGGAUUUGCGGGAGAGUUACUCUAAGCAAAUCCAGGAAAAGAACGUGGAGUAUCAGACAGUGCUGAACCAUUUCCUUGAGAAAAGUAAUCAGUCUGCGGCUGAGAAGAUGAGUCUAGAGGACGAGAUUAAAAGUUGCAGAGAUCUGUGUGCCAAAGCAACCCUUCGAUCACUAGCAGCACAGCUGUUUGUCCUGCAGAACAGGCGAGAACAUGGCUUGCGUGGGUUGAGAAAGUGCGUGUCAAACGGGAAGGCCAUUCUACAGAACUUGACAGAGGUAUCAACCAGGUAUCCGUCUGGAGCCCUGUUCUCAACAAUCGAGGCCUGGAAGUCAUGUGUGCAGGAAGCUGAGCAGAAGAUUGCUGGGACAGAGGCACAAUAUGAAGAACAGAUUGAGCAAGUCGAAAAGGGCACCAGACUGUGUUCUCUUCCUCUGCUUGUGGUUCCCAGUGCUCCUGCUCCUCCUCCUGUACCGGCCUUUUUGCUUCCUCCCUCCAAUCACCAGCCUGUUCCACAGCAGCUCCCUGUAAGGCACAUGGUGCCACACGCACCAUACGGAGCACAGCAGCAUCCUAUUAGACCCCAAACGCACCCAGCAGUGAACACGCCCCUGGCCCAGCCUGCUGAGAGAGCUACACAUACACCUCCAGCACCCAGUGCUCCUGCCACUCAUACAGAGGCUCCUCAGAGACCUGCUGCCCCUGCAGCCCCCGCAGCUCAAGCACCAAGGGCUCCAACCCCAGUUCAGCAGCACCUUGGUGUGUUUGAUAGGAUCGUAGACCGCCUCAGCUCCAUGUUCCCUCACUACAGCAGGCCAGUUCUGAGCAAGUUCAUUCAGGAGGUCCGCACCGCUAAUGGUGGCAGUCUGAACAUGCUGACGUACGAAGAAGUGAUCAACAGAGUCGCACAGCUCAUCCUUGACCAUCAGGAGAACUCACGAGAGCAGAUCAGUUCGUUGAGUGGGGAUCUGGUUGGUGAGAGAGAGAGUGCAGUACCCAGUCCAACUCCCUCUACAGACACUUGCAGGGCUACUCCAACUCCUCCACCUGCGCAUGUGUGGAAGACCGUGUCCUCUCAACAUCGCAACACCUCUAAAGCACUGAACAUGGAGGACCCUUGUAUUAUCUGUCAUGAGGAUAUGGCACCUGAGGACCUGUGUGUACUGGAGUGCCGCCACAGCUUCCAUAGAGAGUGUAUAAAGUCAUGGCUGAAGGAGCAGAGCACCUGUCCCACCUGCAGAGAGCAUGCGCUCCUACCUGAGGACUUCCCCAUGCUGCCGGGGCGACACCGCCGAGGACAUGCACCUGCAACGUCCUUCUCUUAAUGUACAGACACCUCUGAAAUCUGUGCAUAUAUAAACUGCAUUAUGUGCAUUUGGACCAAGACUAUGACCAUUUACUUGUUUUAUGUGCCUUUUCUGUUGAUCAUGCAGUGAGUUUUUUUUCUUGAAUGUCAUGAUAAUUACAUAUUUACAGUCAAAAUAGUAGAUUUUCCAGGGCUGCAUGUUAUCACGGUCUUAAUUCUUCAUCACUGUACUCAUUAAGGAACGAUCAGUUCGUUAAACUGUUUUAAUGGUUCGUUUUUUUCCCUCAGUUGUGGUUACAUUAUGCUGUUGAGGAGACGUACUGUUUACCAGCUUAUCAUAUGUAUAUAUAUUUUAAAUAUUAUUUUAAAUAGUUUUUCAUUAAAAAUCCAGGGGAAAAAUGGCA
Messenger RNA from Colossoma macropomum (tambaqui), 6142 nucleotides. It is a transcript of the gene ttc3, whose product is annotated as tetratricopeptide repeat domain 3. NCBI's taxonomy places the organism in Eukaryota, Metazoa, Chordata, Actinopteri, Characiformes, Serrasalmidae. Bases 112 to 5757 code for a protein of 1881 amino acids. The transcript has 46 exons. The record is from RefSeq and is a predicted model, not a curated record. Gene Ontology annotation, molecular function: protein binding.